Peronospora belbahrii is the source of this 1494-nucleotide messenger RNA. NCBI's taxonomy places the organism in Eukaryota, Oomycota, Peronosporomycetes, Peronosporales, Peronosporaceae. The record is from the annotation of a GenBank genome assembly.
AUGAAGCUCUUCGUGUCUUUACUUACCACGUCUUCUCUUGUCUGUGCAUGGCUCUAUCGAUCCCGCAAGCAUCGUAUACAGUAUGAAAAGUAUAAACAUAUUAUUUCUAUUGAUGUUAAUGGUGAGGCCAAUUGUGCUAUGAUUGCAUCGACUGUGGAGCAAGUUAUGGACCAAACAAUCGAGUUCCUAAGGGUUACAAACCUUAUACAGAAGCUUGUGGGUAUAGGCUUUAGUACCUUUGCUAUGAAUAUGCUUGGGAUUGAUUCAAUUGGAAAUGUUGUUACACCAGUGUACACGUAUGCUGAGAGGAGGAAGACAACGGCCUAUUGGGCAAAGGAAUUGAAGCAGAAACUCGAAGCUCGUGGAGAACUAGAUCAGACGCAUAAUCGUACUGGAACGGUGAUACACCCGGCAUACGCACCCGCCACAUUCUUACGUCUUCAUGAAGAAGAGCCAAAUCUAGUGAAGCGUGUUGCCAAAUGGCAAAGCUUAUCAGGCUAUUUGAUUGGCAAGUGGACAACCGCGGCGCAAGAUGGCUACCUUCCCAUCAGCUCUUCGGAGGCCUCGUGGAUGGGACUACUUGAUUUCAGACGUCAUCAAUGGGACUCGCGUCUACUUGAGCUUGUUGGGAUGGAUAGUAGUAAGAUGCCACCAGUUGCAGACUCUUCCGUGCCUUUUGCUGGACUAAAUGCGACGUUUUCAAAACGAUGGCCGGAGCUGAACAAUGUACCGUUCUUCUUGGGUGUCUCCGAUGGUGCUGCAGCCAACAUUGGUUCCAAGUGCAUCGACGAAUCGAGGAUUGCUGUGACCGUAGGCACCAGCGCCGCGCUUCGUGUUGUGCUGCAAGCGGACACAAUGACGACAGCAAAAGUGCCAAAGGGUUUGUGGUGCUACCGUAUUGGAAAAGACCAUGUUCUUCUAGGUGGAGCUCUCAGUGAUGGCGGAUCGGUGUACAAGUUCUUCCGUGAGUCGCUUCGUCUCACUGAUGAUGAUCUAACGUUUUUGCUCGAUAAAGUUGCUCCGAUGCAGCACGGUCUCAUCGUUUUACCAUUUUUGAGUGGUGAACGUUCACCAGGCUGGCUGGAAAAUGCGACUUGCACCAUUAGUGGUAUCAACAAGUGGACAACACCAAUCGAGUUGUUGCGUGCUGGCAUGGAGUCAAUCGCUCUUCGCAUUGGCGUGCUAUUUUCUCUCCUUGCAUUUUCUGCUGAUUACAAUGCAACAGUUAUCGUAAGUGGGACUGCGCUUACGUCGUCCCGAGUCUGGCGUCAGAUGAUUGCCGAUUGUCUGGGAAAGAAUCUGAUCUUUGAAGCAAGCGCCAUAGAAACUACUUCGCGCGGUCUUGCGGUGCUUAUCGGGACUUAUUUAGACCUUCAUUGUCUCCAGGCGUCUGGGUCGUUUCCCGAGGGGACCACGCAUCUGGAGUACACGCAUCCCGAUCCAGCAGCACAUGCGGUGUACCUUAAGGUGUUGCUGCAGAAUCAAGGGCAAUAG